This is a messenger RNA of Anisakis simplex (herring worm), 564 nucleotides long. Lineage: Eukaryota; Metazoa; Nematoda; Chromadorea; Rhabditida; Anisakidae. The record is from the annotation of a GenBank genome assembly.
UUUGCUUUCGAUGACAGCAGUUUCAGUCCAUGUCUACGACGAUGCCUUAAGCCACUGCUGAGGUUCGAGCGUACUUAUUCGUUUGUAUUCAGGAAUUUCGAUAAGAUAUGUGACACUCUCGAGAGAGGUGCUUACUGCUCGAGGACGUGCGAUCUGCCUGAUCAACGCUCCUUCUAUCACUACACAACCUUUUAUCGUUUGCAUUGUGUGGACUUCGAAGAAGAGCUUGAAGAGCACCUUGAAUGUUUCACAGAAGCUGCACCGGAAAUCGACAGGAAUUGCCGAACACGUUGCGUUCCGAAAUUCGACAAGGGACACGGAAAAGAAGUUGAAUUGAAAAGUAAAUGCAAGGGAAUGCAGUGCUCAACAGUUUGCUAUUAUCAAGAAUUCUCGAAUGCAUGUCCUGGAACGCAUGAUGUCUUACUCCGUUUGAAUAUGCGUCAAAUCAAUGAUGUCGUCUCAUCGGCAAAACCAGAGUUAAUUCAAGCAAUGCAUCCAGACUGUCUACAGCUCUACGAUAUGGAGUACAUGCGAGCGAAACUUGUCGGUGAUUCGGAAGAGUAG